UGAUUUUUUAUUUUUCUGUUCAAUGAAAUUUUAAUUAGUAAAUGAAAAUUUAUUGUCGAGUAGUUCAACAAUUUUGAUUACAAAAUUUCUAAUUUCAUAGUUUGCAUGUGAAAGCCACCGUAUUUCACAUAAACGUGAAUGCAUAAACCGGAGCUCGGUCGUUUUAUUCUAAGCAAAUAUAUUUCAAUGGACAAUGCAUGUAGUUAAUCAAUAAAAGCUGCUGUCAUAUAAUUAGUCUUGAUUAGCUGCAAGAAUUUAUUUGCAGCAGUAUCUUCAUUUUUUCGUUCUUGAAGUAACAAUUACGCGGCUUUUAUUCUCCUAACAAUAAUUUUUUUCUAUUUUUUAAUUUAUAGUAAUAAUAAAAGUAAGAUGUAAUUUAUUAAUAUUUCUUAACUAUUGUCGUUGGACCAUUGAGGACUAUAACAAUUUAGGGUUGGUUUAUUUAAUUUUUGUAAUCUAUCAUAAAUUGCUAUGGUCAACUAUAAUCCAACGAUACUAUUUUGGGAUUAAAUCGAAAAUCUUAUAAAUAUUUUCGAUAUAGAACAAUAAAUUUAAUGUUUUCAUAUUUAUUUGUUUUCUCCAUCGUAAUACUGCAUGUUUAAACGCCAAAAGGAGGAAAAUUUAAGUUUCGUCGUUUUGCUCGAUUGAUAUGUACGAAAAAUCGAUAACGCAAACUGUGAUCAGUGAUGUGUGAACUUGGAAUAAAACAGGAGGAGAGGUGUGACGCUCUAUUCGCAGCGUUGAUGGAAAAGGAUAAACGAUUCGAAAGACAAAUCUCGAGGCAGCAAAUUUUUACGUGAGAUGGCAUGAUUCUAAUCAGUUGAAAUCUGAGAUAUCCACAAAAUGGCCAAGCAAAUAUCUUUUUAUUCCACUCUGACGUCUGAAGAAAAGAAUAGAAUGCAACCGUGUUUGAAAGCUAGGUGUGUCAUCAUGUCCAAUGAUUCACCCCCACCGCUGCAGACUUCUAUACCUUUGGUAGAUUACGAUGUACCAGAUGAAGCACGUCUUGGUAAGAUCACACCGACCACACCUACUACUCCGGUAACGAGUAAAUUAUCGAAUGCCGACACCGAUACGGAGAUGAUUGAGAAUGCAGUACCGAUCACGCAGACCGUACUGCCCGUUCCCGAGCCACAGCCGAAAAUUGAGAGAAAUGGAAUCGACUCGGAGGCGACAAAACCAGUCACUCAACCCGAAAACGACUCCUGCGUUGUAGAUUGUAUAUAUUUCACGCAGCAGUGUUGCGAGUGUGUAAUACUUUAACAGCUAGAAUUCUUCUCGCGUUGAGCAAUCAUUUUAUAUUCAUUUCACGAUUUAACAUGGUUACGAAAAGAAUGUCAAUUAUAUGGAAUUAUUUUUCCAUCGAAUUAUUGAGCUUUGAUGGAAUUCCAAUAAUUCAGGCUGCCAAUCGAAUGAUUAAUUCCUAAAUAUUGUUAAAUGUCUAUAUUGCAUUUAAGAAAUGUAUGCUCAUCUCGGAUUUUCUAUAUAUUACUAAAAAAAGAGAAAGAUCUGAAAUAUAUGUUAGGAAUAUAUUUUGGGAAUGAUAAAAUUUUGAUAUGAUACUUGAAGAAUCCAAUAUUUUUAUAAAAUAAUUAUUUAUUCUGUAAAAUUUACGAAGUACAUGAAACGGAAAAAGUUAGAAUCUUAUAGUUAAGGUAUAUAUUAGAUCUGGAAAGUAUGUGCAUCAUUUUUAAUAUAACAAAUUGAUCAAAUAUCUUAUAAUUAUAAGAAUUUAAUCGCUGAUAUUUCAUAGACUGUUAAAUUUCAUUCCAAUUUAUAAAAUUUAUAUUUUUAAUCAAAGGUAGUCAUGUAAAUGUUAAAGAAAAAUUAUUUGGCUGUAAGUCUUAACUGAAAGCAAUGAAUUUAAUCUUACAGAAAAAUUCUGCAUGAUAGUUAUCCAUGCAUUCCUAUUUUUACAUAGUGAUAUCAUAUUAGUCUUUAAGUGCUUCAUACAUUAUUCCAAACAAAGCAUUAAAAGGUAAUAGUUUAUAUCAAAAAUAGAUUAUUAACUUAUAGUAUUUUCUUCUUAAAAGUCAUACAAUGCCACUAAUUAUAUAUAUAUAUAUAUAUACAUAUGUAUAUAUAAAUAAUAUUGGAAUAUGUACAAGUUCGUUACCCAUACAUAUUGUUCCAUUAUAAAAUUAAAGAGAAUGAAGAGAUAUAAUGCUAAUUAUCCUUAAAGACUGCUUAAGUGCCGUAAAUUUAUUUAAAUAUUAAAACUUCAUUGUGUAGGAGAUUUGAUUAAAAGCACAAAUUUACUUGAAUAAAGUCAAUAUCCUACAAAAUAAUAUUUUACAUUCAUAAAUAGUAUAAAGUCUUAAAGUAUCACGUAAGGAAAAAAUUGUACAUAAAAGUUGCAAUUUAUACAAAUAAGACAGAGUAUGAACAAAUUUGA
Molecule: messenger RNA, 2395 nt
Organism: Bombus pascuorum
Lineage: Eukaryota; Metazoa; Arthropoda; Insecta; Hymenoptera; Apidae
Exons: 2
Coding region: 844-1263 (139 amino acids)
Source: RefSeq, a predicted model, not a curated record